AUGGACGAGGUUCACGAUAAGCACGGACAAAUCAUUUCUCCCGGCGACCACGUCUUCACCAAAAUCCGUGGAGGCCGGCAUGAAGGCGAGGUUGAAAAGAUCGUCAGGACGGAGGAAGAAGCUGAACAGGAGGGAGUGAAACGUCCUCCCAAGGUCGUGUUCCAUGAUCAGCGCGGGAAAAAGGUUGCGCAUAACCCAGGCACCUUAGAAAAGGUCGAGGAUUGA
Molecule: messenger RNA, 225 nt
Organism: Aspergillus fischeri NRRL 181
Lineage: Eukaryota; Fungi; Ascomycota; Eurotiomycetes; Eurotiales; Aspergillaceae
Product: DUF2945 domain-containing protein
Exons: 3
Coding region: 1-225 (74 amino acids)
Source: RefSeq, a predicted model, not a curated record